GAUCUGGCUUGUGGGUUCAGUGGGUUAUUGGGCGCUUGACGGUCGUUAGCGUCGGAGACUCGCACAAUGCCCCACAGACGGAAGAAACCGUUCAUAGAAAAGAAAAAAGCUGUAACAUUUCAUGUAGUGCAUAGAAGUCAGAAGGACCCUUUGACGGCGGAUGAUAGUGCACCCCAGAGAGUUCUCUUGCCUGCAUUAAAGAGAAAUGAUGAAAAAAGAAGAGAAGAACAGCGGAAAUAUGGAGUAUUCUUUGAUGAUGAUUACGAUUACUUGCAACAUUUGAAGGAAGCUUCAGGACCUUCUGAACUUGUUCCAUCAAGCUUCCCAAAUCAAGGCAGGAUUGUAGUGUCUACAGAAGGGGAGGUAGAAGAUGAAAUUCAACACAUUCCGGCUCCUACCAUUAAUCUGCCCUCCUCAGUAUUUGCAUCAGAAUUUGAAGAAGACGUGGGACUAUUAAAUAAAGCUGCUCCUGUUCCAGGGCCUAGACCGGAUCUUGAUCCUGACAUUAUUGCAGCACUAGAUGAUGACUUUGAUUUUGACAGUCCAGAUAAUCUGCUUGAAGAUGACUUCAUUUUAAGAGCUAAUAAAUCUGGAAGCCUAGAACUGGAGAAGGAACUCUCUUGCUUAUCUGAAGAUGAAGAUGCAUGGGAAGAUGUGGAGGAGGAAGAGGAUGGAGAAGAUUCUCAAAGUGGCGAAGAAUAUGAUUCUGAAGGUCCUUUGUCAGAUGACAGUGAUUUUAAAGGGAAGAUGAAAGAAUUCCUUUUCAUGGAAGAAGAGACCAAGAGCCGUUUCACAGAGUAUUCCGUGACCUCUUCAGUCAUGAGAAGAAAUGAACAACUGACACUUCUGGAUGAAAGAUUUGAGAAGUUUUUCGAACAAUUUGAUGAUGAUGAAAUUGGACCACUGGAUAAUGCCGAAUUAGAAGGUUUCAUCCAAAGUGACAGCACUCGAUUACAGGAAGUGUUGAAUGACUACUUCAGAGAGAAAGCAAAGGAGUAUGUAAAGGGUCCUUACUGGGUAGUAUGCUUCUCGGAAAAUUUCUGCGUACCUGUUCAACAAUGA
This is a messenger RNA of Protobothrops mucrosquamatus (brown spotted pit viper), 1062 nucleotides long. RefSeq names its product protein LTV1 homolog. NCBI's taxonomy places the organism in Eukaryota, Metazoa, Chordata, Lepidosauria, Squamata, Viperidae. Gene Ontology annotation, biological process: ribosomal small subunit export from nucleus; ribosomal small subunit biogenesis. The transcript has 7 exons. The record is from RefSeq and is a predicted model, not a curated record. Gene Ontology annotation, cellular component: preribosome, small subunit precursor; nucleus; cytosol. Bases 67 to 1062 code for a protein of 331 amino acids.